GCAUAUGUAUAUAUAUAUAUAUAUCCCGCCUCCUUGAAGUUGAAGCCGCUCGCCUCGCACGCAGUCGCCCCAUCUUCUUCAAUCUUCAGUUCAGCUUCCUCUCCGCCGGUCCUUAUAGUCGGCCGCCCACCUCUCCGCUCGCCCUUCAAGCCGGCCGCUUCCUCUCCCCCGCCGGCCCUUACCUUUCCGCUCGCCCUUCAAGCCGGCCGCACCCUCUCCGCCGGUGUCCAGUUGCUCGCACCUCAAGCCAGCCGCCCCCCUCUCUAACUCUGUCCAGUCGCUUGCCCUUGAUACCGCUCGUCUUUCAUAAUGUUGUCCGCCCUCCCUUCCUUCCUGUCGUCCGCCUUCCCGCCAACACUUCGAAUUUGGUGUUGAAUUUGUUUUCUGCUUACACUUUUUCAGGUAAACUAUAUUUAUUGUCAACUUAAAAUAUAUACCAAACAAUCUAGAGAUAGAAGUCAGAGAAUGGACGCAUUAACUUUGAGGAAAAAGGUACAGAGGAAAGCUAAAAUCAGAGGGCUUUACAGCAUCAAACUGGAAGCUCUUGACGAGAUCGUUUCCUUUGUCUCUCGUUUCCAUGGCUUCGAAGAUGACGCUAUAGAACUUGUUCUUGACGAUCUCCAUGAAGAAUCUUUGAAAUCUCCAAUAUUAGAAAAGGAUGGGGUGCAUCGGGUUAUCAGCAAACUGCUUGCAGCUGAAGAAGCGGAAGAAGCAAGUCCCAAUACCAUUACCAGUACAACUGCUCUUUGCAUCAUCGACGCUUUUGAUAUCUCCAAGUUUCGUUAUGAUCCCAUAAAAAAGAUCUUUCAUCGGCACACAGGGGACCUUCCUAUUCAUGGAGAUGCUCCUGCUAAAGCUGCUUUAUAUAGAGAUAGGUUUCUUUUGCUGUCCCAAAGGCUCUCCCGAGAUCAGCAUUUCUCCAAACCUGCUUUUGACAUUGGCAUGUCUCAUUUUGGAAGUUGUGAGAUUUCUCCUAUUCAAUCUUUGGUGGGGCAAACAGGGAGGAAAUGGGUCAUGGGAGUGAUCUCUCAAAUGGAAGAUGGCCAUUUUUACUUGGAAGACCUUACUGCAUCUGUGGAAAUUAAUUUAUCUAAUGCUAAGAUAACUACAGGUCUAUUUACAGAGAACACCAUUAUCGUAGCUGAAGGAGAGAUGCUCGUGGAGGGAAUUUUCCAGGUUGUUACGUGUGGAUUUCCUCCAUUAGAGGAAAGGGACAAGUCUCUUAAAUUGCUAGCAGGCCAGGACUUCUUUGGAGGUGGUGUGCUACCUAAAGAGGAGACUCUCAGGCUUGCAGAUCUGGAAAAGAAAGCUGUUAACGAUAUGUUUGUCAUACUCUCUGACAUUUGGUUGGAUAGUGAAGAGGCCAUGGGAAAACUGGAGACCAUACUUGAUGGUUUCGAGAAUGUGGAAGUGGUUCCUUCCUUAUUUGUUUUGAUGGGGAAUUUUUGUUCCCAUCCUUGUAAUAUUGCCUUUAAUUCUUUCUCAAGUCUCAGACUACAGUUUGGUAAGUUAGGAAAAAUGAUAGCAGCUCAUCCACGAUUAAACAAGCAUAGCAAGUUUCUUUUUAUUCCCGGUCCAGAUGAUGCAGGGCCAUCAACAGUUCUACCUAGGUGUGCUUUGCCGAAGUAUUUAACCGAAGAGCUUCAAGUGCAUGUUCCAAAUGCCACUUUCUCAAGUAACCCUUGCAGGGUCAGAUUCUACACUCAGGAAAUUGUAUUUUUCCGACAGGACCUGCUUUAUAGAAUGCGCCGUUCCUGUCUCAUACCACCUUCUACAGAAGAAACAACUUGUUGCCACCAUAACUCAUCAAAGUCAUCUCUGUCCUCUUCCUCUAGUUAUUCAACCAAUUAUCUGGAAUUACGACCACUGUCUUCAUCUAUAUCCUACUCCUCAUGUGAUAGUUUUGGGGGAUAGAAGUAAGCAACAAGCGUUCAAAUACACAGGAAUCACUUGCUUUAAUCCUGGUUCCUUCACAAAUGAUAGCACUUUCGUGGCGUAUCGUCCUUGCAAUCAAGAAGUUGAACUGUCUGCCUUGUAAAUUAUUACAAAGUUUAGGCCAGAUUCAAGGCGGGCACACUCCUUUAUGUAGCAUUACAAUUCGUUUAGAACGUGAAUGAGAAAUCCUAUAGCAUCAUUCUUUAUCUUGGGAGUUGCACUGGUGGGUGCACACCAAGAAUUACCACUGGCUAGAAUUUAACUCUAUGCAGAAGGGUUUUGUGAUUUCAACAUUGGUGCAGCGUUAGGAAUCUCGUUAGAUGUACAAUUGUAAAUCUGAGUAACAUAUUUGUUUUUAGAUUAUGCAUUCUAAUGGUGGAUGGUGUAUUGAUCAACAACUAACCUAAAAAUUCUUCACCCACCUGAUGGAUUUUUUUUUUUAAAGAAAAAGAUAAUUAGUUCA
This is a messenger RNA of Cucumis melo (muskmelon), 2398 nucleotides long. RefSeq names its product DNA polymerase epsilon subunit B. Bases 466 to 1914 code for a protein of 482 amino acids. The transcript is spliced from 14 exons. Gene Ontology annotation, molecular function: DNA binding. Gene Ontology annotation, biological process: DNA-templated DNA replication; error-prone translesion synthesis. Gene Ontology annotation, cellular component: epsilon DNA polymerase complex. NCBI's taxonomy places the organism in Eukaryota, Viridiplantae, Streptophyta, Magnoliopsida, Cucurbitales, Cucurbitaceae. The record is from RefSeq and is a predicted model, not a curated record.